AUGUCGACGAUAGGCACUUUGAAGAAUCUUGUAGGUUUGGUGACUGGAGGUGCCUCAGGCCUGGGUCGCGGUACUGUGGAGAGGUUUGUUCGACAAGGAGCAAAGGUUAUUCUCUGUGACUUGCCCACUUCAAAAGGUCAAGAAAUUGCCACAGCACUUGGUGAAAACUGUUUGUUUGCUCCAACAGAUGUCACAUCUGAGGAUGAUGUCAGUAAAGCUUUGGAACUGGCAAAAAGUCGGUUUGGUCGUCUUGAUACAGCUGUUAAUUGUGCAGGGAUUGCUGUUGCUUUCAAAACAUACAACUUUAACAAGAAGCUGCCCCAUGUCUUGGCUGACUUUCAGAAAGUGUUGAUGGUCAAUACUGCUGGCACUUUCAAUGUCAUUCGGCUGGCGGCAGGACUGAUAGGUGAGAAUGAACCCAAUGCAGAUGGUCAGCGAGGAGUUAUAGUGAACACUGCCAGUGUAGCAGCAUUUGAUGGACAGAUGGGCCAAGCUGCGUAUUCGGCCAGCAAAGGAGCCAUUGUGGGAAUGACUCUACCUAUUGCCAGAGAUCUGGCAUCUCAAGGAAUUCGUGUUGUUACUGUUGCACCAGGUUUGUUUGACACACCACUCUUAGCUAGCCUUCCUGAUAAAGUGAAAAAGUUCCUCUGCAGUACCAUCCCGUUUCCAUCUCGCCUUGGCAACCCAGAUGAAUACGCCCAUUUAGUUCAGAGUAUAAUAGAAAAUCCAUUAUUGAAUGGUGAAGUCAUACGCCUGGAUGGAGCUCUUCGAAUGAUGCCCUAG
Candidula unifasciata is the source of this 783-nucleotide messenger RNA. NCBI's taxonomy places the organism in Eukaryota, Metazoa, Mollusca, Gastropoda, Stylommatophora, Geomitridae. The record is from the annotation of a GenBank genome assembly.